Darwinula stevensoni is the source of this 653-nucleotide messenger RNA. NCBI's taxonomy places the organism in Eukaryota, Metazoa, Arthropoda, Ostracoda, Podocopida, Darwinulidae. The record is from the annotation of a GenBank genome assembly.
GUGUGUCGAAGAUGUUGAAAUAUUAUUUUGAUCUCCUCUCUCAGCCCAGUCGGGCUGUGUGGAUAUUCCUGAGAAUGAACAAUAUCCCACACAUUCCUUGUCCUGUGGCCCUUCGGAAAGACAGUGUUGAGGACGUAGUGGAUUGGUUGGUUGUUGCCAACAGUGUGGCCAUCCUGCGGUACCUUUGUCGGGAGUUUCCUGUGGCAGAGCAUUGGUACCCAAGAAAUAGCUGCACCCAAGCUCGUGUGGAUGAGUAUAUGGCAUGGCAGCAUGCCAACACUCGCCUCAAUUGUGCCAUGUUCUUUCAGGCUAAGUGGUUAAAUCCUACCAUCACUGGAGAACCUGCAAAUGAGGAAGACAUCCAACGUUUCCAGCAAGGCAUGGAAAAGGUUCUCACUGAGUUGGAAACAGUGUGGUUAAAGGAUCGUCAUUUCAUCUCCACAGACAACGAUAUUUCUUUGGCUGACCUCCUGGCUGUUUGUGAACUUGAGCAACCAAGUAUUGCUGGUUAUGAUGUGUAUGAGGGUCGUCCCAAGCUGAAUGACUGGGGUGAGCGUGUGAAGGCCCGCCUGAAUCCCUAUUUUGGAGAAGCUCAUACCAUCGUUUUCAGGUGGAAGGAAAAGUUCAGUGGAAAGCCACCCUCCAAACUAUAA